Molecule: messenger RNA, 210 nt
Organism: Macrosiphum euphorbiae (potato aphid)
Lineage: Eukaryota; Metazoa; Arthropoda; Insecta; Hemiptera; Aphididae
Source: the annotation of a GenBank genome assembly
AUGGCCGACAAUACAAUGAACCGUGAACAAGAAUGCCGUACCGAACUAUCGUGGGGCGGCGGUGGCGGAAGUGGGGUGGAGAGGGCUAUAUGUGGUGGGAUGGAAGAGCGGGGAGCAGGACGCGCGAAACGGUCCGGCGCAACGUUCCGCAACGACGGCGCAACGUUCGAAAAUAAUGAAAAUCGAUACGGCGUCACCGACGAAAAGUAA